Molecule: messenger RNA, 830 nt
Organism: Cannabis sativa
Lineage: Eukaryota; Viridiplantae; Streptophyta; Magnoliopsida; Rosales; Cannabaceae
Exons: 2
Coding region: 181-564 (127 amino acids)
Biological process (GO): cell fate determination
Source: RefSeq, a predicted model, not a curated record
UUUUACAAAAGCGUGUUAGUAAAGCGAGCGAGGGUUGGACAAUUAAUGUUACUACUGCUGCACUGCACUUCCUCUUGCUCCUCAAAUACUAUUGAUAAAUAAAACCUUUACUCUACAGGCUUGAAAAACAUUCUUUCUUGCAUCUAUUUCCAAACUGAAAAGGAAAAAGUAAGAAAAAAUAUGCAGGCUCAAACAGCUUAUAAGUUCAUUCUCUGGACUCUGGUAACAUUGUCAUCUCUUACAUCCCAAGGAUGGGCGGUCAAGUGUGCUGCCGGCGAUCACGCACCUACGGUGAAUCAAACACAGGUGGGAGUGGGAAGCCCUCCAAAAUUCUUGGUGGAAAUCCGUAACAACUGCCCCAUGUGCCCAGUCAUUAAUGUCCAUCUCAAGUGUGGGAGCUUCCCUCAAGCCCUCGUCAAUCCUAGGCUGCUCAAAGUGCUUGGUUCUGAUGAUUGUGUCGUCAAUGCUGGGCUUCCAUUGCAGCCCCUGCAAAAGCUUUCUUUCAACUAUUCUCACAACAAAUUCUUACUCCGCCCCGCCAUUUGGUAUUUCCAGUGCGAGUAAUACUAGCUUGCUUCUCUGGCUACUCAUACCCCACCAUGCUUUUAAUUAUACAUUAUCCUUAUUACCCACUUAUCUCUUAGUAUAAUAGUAUAUCUGGCUCUCUCUCUCUCCCUCCCCAGUAGAUUAUUAUUCUUCACUGUUCUAUUUAAAACAGAACCAAAGAAGAAACUCGAUUUCACUGUUGUGAUAUCUACUGAAAAUGUUAACUGGAAAGUGUCAAAUGUGCUCUAAAUAUGUUUAAUUAAACACCAUGGUCUUACAAAUAA